AUGACGUCAUCGAGGCGCGUCUUCGUCUUGCUUCUACUCGGUCCCCAACUUGUGGCACCACUUCUCCUCUAUGGAUGCUCCCUCAGCGAGGAUCUGUGCGAGGAUGGGGAAACUUGUGUCAAUGAUGGACUUUUUGGUCAAUGCUGGGCACCGGACUCAAACAGUGCCCGACCGUCGGUGCUUCCCGCACUCGACGAGGCCCAACUUGAAUUGCUUCAACUCGAGAUCUCUCGAUUAGCGAAUGAGGGCUACGAAUGGCCUGAUCAAAAAGCGCAAUGUGUUUUUGCUUAUUUCAAGCUAACAAUGGCUUACGAGUUGCAGUAUGAUCCAACAUUUUGCGAAGUUCGAGCACCAGCAAACAUUUGGGCACUUAUUCAAUUGGUUGAUAUGAGCUUAAAAGAGCAAAAAACUGGCUUGGAAGAGGUGGAUGAUGGAGUGGUGAUGGAGAAGCGAUCAAUCAUUGAAUUGCCUGAUGAUUAUGUUGAUGAGCAAGAGAUUGGUGGUGGACAAGAGCCAAGCGCCCUUGAGGAGCUCCUCUCGGGCAACGACGCCGUGAUUCUCGAGCCAAUUGAUGGAUCAGAAAUUGAAGUACUCGACGAGCCGAUCGAAAACCUCAUUCGUGACUUAAACGAGCCGCCACCGGAAAUCGAGGAAGAUGAACUUUUACUGCUUGAGCCGAGUCUCGUCGAUCCAGUCGUUCAAGAGGCGAUUGAAGAAGUUUUGGAGGGAAGAAAUCCGGAUUUGAGUAGUCUUUCCGAUGCUCAACUCGACAGCCUCAUAACCACCGUUUACGCGCUUCGUCUCGCUCAUGAAAACAAUGCCACUGAAAGUACAACAGGAGAAGCCGAAGAGGCGAUUCCCCUUGAGACUGUUGAAGGUCGACAAGUGGAUGUGCUGAAAAAGGACAAAGAGCAUGUCGGGGAAACGAAUCUUGGACUCGAAAACGUUGAGCACAAGAUUGUGAAAGGGACUCCAGCCGUUUCGAGAGUUGUCGGCAAUCGAGUCUAUCUCAAGGUGAACAUCAAAGAAGAAAGCCAGCUCUAUCCACUCAUCGAAUUCUUGCAAAACACGAUCGCUUUACCCAAUGGACUUUUAUUCGACGAUUUCAAUUUUGAAGACGGUCAACUCUCGUUGAGAAUCAGCCGCAUCGAGGACGUGCCAAAAACGGAUAAAGCUGAGAAAGUGAUCGAUUCGGUGGAAGGAGUUGCAAAAGCUGUUUACAAACGAAGAAAGGAUAUUGCUCGUCUCUCUGGCGCUGAAGUGGCCGAAACUGGGAUUGGAAUUGGACAGGAAUCGGUGCCCGUGGAAUCGGUUGAGCGUGAUUGGCUUCUCGUGCCUUUGCUCUUUGUCUGUGCAUUCACCAUUACCGCGCUUGUUUCAGUACUCGGGGUUCACAUCUAUCGACAACGGAGCUACUACAAAGGCAACAUCACAUCGUUGGGUGGAGAUUUAGAGGCAAAAGCCGGACAAGAGUAUCAAGAAUUGUGCCGCCAAAGAAUGUUGCAAGACACGGAUAGACCUACCGGCAGCAAACACAGCAGCACCUCGUCCUGGUGCGAAGAGGGAACAUCACAACCGAGCAUCGACAUCUCGACGGGACACGUUCUCUUGAACUUCUUGCAAGAAUAUAUCAAUGACUCGAAACGAAUGGAGGCUCAAUGGCAAGGACUUCAGACCUACAGAAAUGAGAGCAAAUCAAGGGACGUUGGACUAGCACACGCAAAUCUCAACCGAGCAGUGACACCAUAUGAUGUGAAUUUGGUUCGAAUCAAUGGCGAGGAUCCGGAUGAGUCACCGUAUUUGAAUGCUUCUUUCAUCUAUGAUGAUGAUCCGAGACAGCCACUCUACAUUGCCGCUCAAUCACCAAUUGGCAAUGAUGGAGCUGCGACUUGGUGGUCAGCUGUUUGGCAACACGAUAUGUGCCUCAUUGUCAAUCUCUCCACAAUGGAAGAGGCGAAGACCGAUGGAAUCUACUGGCCCGAGCACGGAUCUACUAUCUAUGGAGCUUUUGAAGUUCACCUCGUUUCCGAGCACAUCUGGUCCGACGACUACAUCGUUCGAUCGUUCUACUUGAAGAACUUGAAGAACGCACAAACAAGAACCAUCACCCAAUUCCAUUACUUGAGCUGGAAGAGAGGAGAAGUGCCAAUCACACCGAAGACUCUACUCGAGUUCCGCAGAAAAGUGAAUCGCUCGUACCGUGGCCGUGCUGCGCCGAUUCUUGUUCAUUCGAAUCAAGGUGCCGGCCGAACGGGCACCUAUUCUGCUAUUGACAUGCUUUGCGCCAGAAUACAACGUGGAGUCAAAGAGAUCGACGUGGUGGCCUCCGUGGAGCAUUUGCGUGAUCAGCGCGAGAGUCUCGUCUCCACCGAAGCGCAAUUCAAAUUCAUCUAUGCGUCGGUGGCUCAAGAGGUCUCCUCACUUAUCAAGACCAUUCCCCAA
Messenger RNA from Mesorhabditis belari, 2442 nucleotides. The record is from the annotation of a GenBank genome assembly. Lineage: Eukaryota; Metazoa; Nematoda; Chromadorea; Rhabditida; Rhabditidae.